Gymnodraco acuticeps is the source of this 6225-nucleotide messenger RNA. RefSeq names its product Rho GTPase activating protein 31 (gene arhgap31). NCBI's taxonomy places the organism in Eukaryota, Metazoa, Chordata, Actinopteri, Perciformes, Bathydraconidae. Gene Ontology annotation, biological process: small GTPase-mediated signal transduction. The record is from RefSeq and is a predicted model, not a curated record. The coding region runs from base 474 to 4286 and encodes 1270 amino acids. The transcript has 14 exons. Gene Ontology annotation, molecular function: GTPase activator activity.
ACCUAGGGGUCCGCGUACUCCCAUUUGAGAAUCACUGGUGCAUGUAACAGCCUGCAGUACAUGGACCUGACCAGUGGAGGUCCUCAAGAGCAAAAUUGGAAAAACAUUGACUACCGAUCGAAGACAUUGGAUCCCUCUGAGAGUAUGAAGGACACUAAAAAUAAAGCAGCGGACUGCCACGUCCCAGCCAAGCUACUCUCACACCAUGCCUUUUCUUUGAUCAUCACUCCAAGUUAUGCCAAACUAAAAAGGACUUAAAGUUCAAAAUGUGACGUCACUUCUGCUCUCAGCCUCCAACAGUGUGGUUAGUCAGAAUGUGAGCGGAUGCAGCGUUUUGGGAGCCGAUUGCUGAGAUUUGUGGCUGCUUUUUUGACCUAAGAACUCAACCUCUCUCUUAUGGGGUCAUAUGGAUCGAUCGCCGUUCCUCCAAGGAUCUGUUUGUUUUAAACUUCGGGACUACUAACUGGAGCCACAUGAAGAAUAAAGGGACUAAGCAGAAGUCCAAAAAGAAAGGAAGUGAAAAUGUGUUCGGCUGUGACCUGAUAGAACAUCUCCAGAACUCCGGGCAGGAUGUUCCUCAGGUUCUGAAGAAAUGUGCAGAGUUUAUCGAGGAACAUGGGAUUGUGGACGGGAUCUACAGACUGUCGGGGGUCACCUCAAAUAUCCAGCACCUCAGGCAGGAAUUCUGCUGUGAGGCGUGCCCUGACCUCACAGAGGAAGUGUACCUCCAGGACAUCCACUGUGUGGGUUCCUUAUGUAAGCUGUUCUUCAGGGAGCUACCCAAUCCUCUGCUCACAUACGAGUUAUACAGCAAAUUCACUAAAACAGUCCUGGUUCAGGGGGACAAUGAGAGACUUUUACACAUUCAGGGGGUCAUCAAAGAACUGCCGACACCUCACUUCAGGACUCUGGAGUACCUUACUAAACACCUGGCCCACCUUGCCACCUUAAGUACGACAACAAACAUGCAUACCCGUAACCUGGCCCUGGUGUGGGCUCCAAACCUAUUAAGAUCUAAAGACAUUGAGGCGUCAGGUACUAAUGGAGACAUGGCCUUCCAAGAGGUGCGGAUACAACAGUCAGUGGUUGAGUUUAUUCUAAACCACAGAGAGGAGAUCUUCAGCGGUUCGGCCCAAAUAAAACCCAAAGAAGGACCCAGUUUGAAGUGUGAGGAGAACUACGCCACGCUCCCAAUCAGCCGCCAGUGUGGGCCGAUGAAGCUGAUGAGCCUGGAAGAAGCCCAGGCCCGCUCCUUGAGUCCAAACCACCCGGUGCACAGAGAACGUCAGCGAGAGAACAGCCUGCCUAACACCAGCACUGCCACGCUCUACCACACCGUCAUAGACAUAUCAGACAGCAAGAGAAAGUUUUCUGGGAAAUCCAAGAAAUGGAAGUCCAUCUUUAACUUGGGAAGGUCUGUGGAAAGGGGAAAACUGAGCCGGAAUGGAAGCGUGUUCAUAAGAGCACAAGGGACAGAAAAGGCAGCUCUUCGUCCAUCCAGGAGCAUGGAGUCCUUAUGCUCCAUACCAACAGAUGAUGACAGAACAGGAAACAACAGCCCAGCUGGUGGAUCUGGCAGCCUCUUUGGUCAGGAUGUGAAAUCCAGAACGCUGGGAUCUGACUUGCUCUAUGACCUGAGCGAACAUGACCAGAGCUGGGAGUAUAAGGAGACAAAAUCUGAUGGGGCAACAGGCGGCUGGAGCUCAAGAAUUUACCAAAAAGGGUCAACAGGUUCCUCUGCACCCCCCCAAAAAACACUUCCAGAGCAACUGAAAGUUUACAAAGGUGAUGAAGUCAGUGGAUACAAGCCCACCUCGCCGAAAAGCAGGCGGAUGUUGUACUCGGGCUCCUCCCAAAACAGCUCCUCUCGGCCCUCCUUCCCAGGAAGCUUCUUCCCACUGGAGUCUUCUCCCAGGCAUCAGCGCAGGGCCGUCAACAUAUCUGAGCCUUUUGCCGUGUCUGUACCUCUGCGUGUGUCGGCUGUUAUCAGCUCCAACAGCACGCCGUGCAGGGGCCACGCCAAGGACAAAGCAGCUACUCUGAAACCCUUCAAGGAGAGCUCAGAGCAGAGCAGCAACAGUGGAAAGAGCAACACGUUCCCUCUGCUGGAACCAAGGAAGCAGGAAGGAAUGGAGCGGAAAAAGAAAGCGGAACCGAUAUCCAGCGUCCCUCCAAAGGAUGCAAGCAAAGAAGUGGUUAAAGAAGGUCAAAGAGGGAUGAAUACUUCUGAACUUGAACCAGCAUCCCCGGCAAAUGCAAGGGACGGCAAAGACGCAGCGCCCUCUCCUGGGAAAGAGGACAACCAGCAGACAACCAUCCAACUGGAUAAGGGAUCUUCUACUGGGAAACAGCCGUGGACUGACCUCAAACAGGAACUGAAGAUAACUGAACCUGAGAUCGACCUGCUGGACGAGACUUUUAACCCCAUUUUCGGCUCCAAGGGCACGUUUGAGGGCACGAGGUUAACAAUGGAUGUUAAGUCAAAGCGAAGCCGCAGCUCUCCGUCUCUGUCUUUGUUAUUCAGGGAGCAGUCUUCAAAUACCUCUUUGAGUGACCGUGUAAUCGCCACUGGAGACUCUGCACAGAAACAGCCCUCAGGGUCAGACAUUUCACUUCACAAAAACACCGAAAUCACCCCUCCUGCUGACCUCUUGGAUGAGAAAAAGAAGAAGCUGCAUCUGAAAAUCACACCCUUACACAAAGAUGACACCAAACAGGGUCAACUUAUUUUAAAGGAAACAGAUAAAGUUGUAAAUCCUUUGACGAUAGAGGAUACUCCAGCGGUUGUAGGCUUCUUAGGAGCAGAUGAUGCCAACAAGAAAUCAGAAGAAAGCAAAGUUCCUCAAGGAGACAAAAAAAUCUCCUGUGAUGGAGCAAAGAAAGAUUUGAUUCCAGAAGUUAUUCAAAGGCUGUCGGUGUGUUUGGAGGAAAAACGUAAAACUUUGGAUCUGCCAAACCUUGGUGAAAGAAGUGGGAGAAACUCCGAGGAGCUGGACUUGGUUGAGUCUUGGGAGGACUUUAGCUCCACUAAGUUAUGGGUUACCAGUCCUCUCCACUCACCGGACGUGGAGGAGUUCUUUAACCGACUAUCGCCCUUCUGCUCUGUGGGGGAAACUCACAUUUCAUCUGCUUCAGUUGAUAAUAUCAAACAGUCGCUUGUUAAAAGCACUGAGCACCCCUCAGGCAGCUUUCCUCUGACUACCAGUAGCAAACCAGAGACUAAAUGGACGUGUUUGCCACCGGGGGUCAGUGUGAACGGCAGUAACACAGCACAACCUCACACAGGAAAAGCAAAACAGAAGAACACAGUGUCAUCUCAGAGAUUGUACAGACAGAUGUCUUAUGAGGCGGAGAAAAGAGAAGAAAACAGCUAUUCUAAACACCGACCAUAUUCACUCAAUUUGGACCUUGGGAAUCGAUGCAUCAGAGACAUUUCUAAUCAGCAAAACCGUCAUUCACCAGAGUUCUCCUCAAGUCAGAGAGGACUACUGACCUCCUCUGAAUCUGUAGCCAGCAGGCUGCCCUCAGAGCUGGAGUUGUUUCUAAGUGAUCGGCAGGCUCCUCUACGCAGAAAUUCUGCCCCGGUGAGCGUGUCAUCGGUGCGAACAGCCUUCAUGAUCAAAACCUGCCAGGCCAAAGCCGUGCCCGUCGUCCCUCCAAAGGUGCAGUACAGUCAGAUACCUCCCUCCAGACAUGAGAAGGACUUUGACGAAGCCAAGGAACAACAAAAGGAAGAUCCUAAGACGACUGUAGAGAAAAGCAACGCGGCACUUGCUCCGGUGAUGUCCGAUCUCAAGGAGGAGCUGGAGAAUAAAGCGCCUGAACCCAAACACCAAAAACUCCCCCUUGUUGCCGAGUCUCCGAAGACCACAUCUACUCCAGAGCUGCCAGUCAUCAGGAGGAGACACCCGCCCAGUUUGGAAGUGUUCGUGGACUGUCCCAGACCUAACAGAGGGAACAUCCAUCAGAGACCGUCCUUUAGGAACAGGCAGAGACCUCAGAGCCUCAUCCUUCUCAGCCCUCCCUUUCCCAUCAUGGACUAUCCUCCCUCAGGAGACGACAGCAGGCUCCUCUCGUCCAUCAAGAGCCUGGAUGAAACGUCGGCAGUGAAUGUCUUUUCUAAAGAGAUGGCGGAGAAUUUCAGGACACCGGAGGGGGUCGCCCUUCAAAACAAAAUGACUAUUCCAAAAAGUGGACAGAGACUGGAAACGUCAACCAGCUGCUUCUACCAGCCACAGAGGAGGUCCAUGAUAUUCGACAGCAGGAGCCACAGACAGAUUGAGUGACUGGAGGGGAAAGCACUGACUGUGAGACUGGCUGUGUGUAAAUACAUAAAGUAUACGAGGACACUUUCAGGAGGAUGAUAUGGUAACCUAAGGUUAAUACAGGCAUUUUGUUUGCUAUGAUUCAGGCGUUUCUUGAGGGCUUUGUGAAAAGAGAUUCUGAAGUAUUUGAGUGAAUGAAGCCAUAAUGUAUGUGAAAGCUUGAUUGAGAUCUAGGAAUGCCAUUUUUUUUAAAUCAUCUAUUACGAUGCAGACAAGUCAAUUAAUUGUCGAGUCUAGAAAAUAUCAGACAAUGCCAUACAAAGGGAAAAGGGAAGUUUCCUAGUGUCCAAUAUAUUCAGUUAUAUAGAUAAACUCAUAAGACUUAAGGUCGCUAGCUAGCUUUUCAGAAAGUUUCAGCCAUAUAUCAUAGUCUCUCAGCUCUCAUCAAGAAAACUCCAUCCACUUAAGAAGACUAUGAGAUGUGGUUUAAAUAUGUGCAAGAAGCUAGUAAGUUGACUUAAAGGUGGGGUAGGUCAUUUUGGAGAAACCAGCUCGAGUGCGCUAGAAUUUGAAAAUACACAACCGGAACAAAUCUGCCACUUCCUUACAGAGCCCCUCCUCCAACACACAGGAAGGCUGACAGGCAGGUCGGCCAUCCAGUUAUUUUAGCCGGGCCGGCUAAAAUGAUUGGUCGUGCUUUUUACAGUACUACGGCUUCCACAGAUGACAUUUUUUAUGGAUUUUUUGUCAAAGCACUUGAUAUUCAUUGCUAUCGGGAUGUUAAGAGCAUUCCAUGGAAUAUAACAAAAAGUGUAUCUCGAGCCGGUUUCUCAAACUUACCCCACCUUUAAGUUAUUAUGUCUUGAUGUCAUUUUAUAUUUUACUUUUUAUACUAUUUUCCCCAAAAAAGGUUUGUUAAACUGGAAGGGCACUUGGGGUGCAGAACUUUACCAAAGCCACAUUUAUCACAUUUGAAUCCGCUCAAAAAUGCUGACCCAUGCUACUCCUUUUCACAGAGUUUCAUGAAAAUCGGGAGAAUAGUUUUUACUUAACCCUGCUGACAAAACAUAUGUCCUAACUGAAUUUACCCUCAAACAUUAAGGGCUAAAGGUUAACAGCCAUGAAUUUAAACAUGUAGAUGAAAAUGUGUUUAUUUAUUCCUUUAUUAACAUACACACGAUAUAAAGUAAACUUCAUAUCGUUAUACUGUAUAUUGGCUCCGCAGUAAGCUGAAUGUGAUUUAAGAAAUAUAUAUAUUUAAAAGGACUUCUCUAAAUACAGUAUAUAUCGCAAACUCAAUUUAGAUAGUAUUUACCCAUGGAAGAGCUUUAAUUCAUGUGUAUCUUUAUUUUCAGAAAUUGCUUUGUAUGUUAUGGCCAUUUUUAUUUGUUGUUUGUUUUUUGACAACAACGACAAACAGCAUUGUAGUAAGGAUUUUUGUGCUGAUGCUGCUGUGCUGACAUUAAACUGGAUUUGACUUUGUGCACGCUGACUGUAUUUCAUGUGUUUGAGUCAAAGUCAGAUGACGGUAUCUCGAGGUUUGUGCCUCUUUUCUUUGAUUUAAAAAAACACGGGAUUUGUUGGUUUUAGCUUUGGGGCCCAUGACCAUAACAGUCUGAAUGUUAAAGGAGGCUACAGAGUAUUUUCUAAAGAUGUGGAUGUAUAUGAAGACAAAGUGUUUAGUUUGGAUGGACUGGAUGAAUGAUUAAGGUGUUUUAUAAGGAAAAGGUUUAAGACAUUAGAUACAAGUUGUUGUUAUUUUUGCUUUGUAACUUGUGUAUACUUGUUGAUACUGAAAAUGAUGGAUUGAAGCGUCUGUAUUCAUAGGAAAAAGAACUGAAGUGAGAAUUUUGAGAGUUUGCCGUAAUUAUCUGUUGUCGGCCUUUGAAGUGAUGUACAUAGGACACUUGAUGCAUUUUGUUACAACCAAAAGUAAAGAGAAUAAAAUGUUCUGAAAUCA